This is a messenger RNA of Brassica napus (rape), 1358 nucleotides long. RefSeq lists its product as uncharacterized. The record is from RefSeq and is a predicted model, not a curated record. NCBI's taxonomy places the organism in Eukaryota, Viridiplantae, Streptophyta, Magnoliopsida, Brassicales, Brassicaceae. Bases 617 to 1201 code for a protein of 194 amino acids. The transcript has 2 exons.
UGCAAUGACAAAGUGCAGCAUUUAAGUUGACUUUCAACGCAUCACAUUCCUCACUGUAACUAGUCUUUUGCUAGACGUGUUGAUUUCACUAAACAAUGAUUUGCUACUGUCCACGACUCGCAUAUUUUAGGAUACACCUACAAUGGCCUACGUCUCUGUAGUUUAGAGACUAAACAAACUUGUAUAAUUGAGAGAACAUGACAAUUUUUUUUUUGGCCAACGGACAAGACUUGUUCAGAAUACAUAACUAUCUAUCAUUUAAUGUGACCACUUACCACUAUCGUAGUCCUAUAGGCAAUAAAAGCUAGACAUGAAAUUUGAAAGGAUCCAACGUUAAGAAAAUCGUUGGUAGGACCCCGAUUCUCGUGAACAAGAAGCGCCACAGCCCACAAGCACAAGGAGCGUUUUGUUUAUUUUCUCUUCUAACGUUACAUCUUUUCCCUACAUAAUACAUUUUUCUGUCAAAUAAAAUACACAAAACCUCACAUUAUUUGUCAUCAAAUUUUCCAUUUUUCUUCUAUUUAAAUCCCAACUCAUUUAUUCUUACAACGUCAAAGAAGGUUUAUAUUCUUUUUUAGCAAAAAAAAAAAAAAAAGGCGUCUACUCUGAAAAAGCGAUGGAAUUUGAGUCUGAUGAUCAAGAACGGUUCUGUGCGACUCCUAAGCUUCCUCUAUUCUCGAUUCCUUUAAAUAGAGCAUCUGAUACUCCUGGCCUAGCGACACCGCCUGUGAACAUCGCCGGAUCAGUUCCAUUUCUAUGGGAGGAAGCUCCGGGAAAGCCUCGCGUUUCCGAUGAGAACAAACCUCCGGCGUUAAAGCAGAACGCCGGAGGAGGAGGGGGAAUUGUGAGGUGUCUUGAGCUUCCGCCGAGGCUGAUUUCGCCAGCCACGGCGGAUGAGCCAUCUCCAACCACAGUUCUUGAUGGCCCUUACGUUAUACCUCGCCGGUCUUUGUCAGUGAUAUGGAGAAGCGAAAAACAAUCCGAGUGUAGCUCCAACUCUUCACAUUCCACGAACGGUCGCUGCUGCGAUGGUGGCGGCACAACGGUGAAGAUAAGCAGAAUUAGAAGAAAAGGAAGCCUUGUGAACCUUUCUCACUCAAAAUCUGAUUUCUUGGCAAGGGUUUACAAAGGGUUUAAGCAAGUGAUUCCAUGGAGGCGUAGGCAAGAUAAUCUUCCAAGAAUGAGUUCUUCCAAUAUUUAGAAAGAAAUCUCUCCAUUUUCUUUGUAAUAUUCCUCUGUAUAUAAUAAUUUACAGACAUGAGAAAAUAAUUAUAGUAAUACUUCAUCUAUUUCAAUAUGUAAGCCCUGGUAAAGAUUUUUUUGUUUGUUUCACAAUAUAAGUUGUUUUUAAAUUCCAA